This is a messenger RNA of Lymnaea stagnalis (great pond snail), 8658 nucleotides long. The record is from the annotation of a GenBank genome assembly. Lineage: Eukaryota; Metazoa; Mollusca; Gastropoda; Lymnaeidae.
AACAACAAUGCUUACAAAGAAACUCGAUAGUAACAGGUUAGUCAAGGACUAAAUGUUUCCAUACUGAUACUGAUGUCUGUGUGUAGCCUGAACAGCAUUGAUUAGAAAAAUUUAAGAGUUGAAGAUCUUUCAAGUUUUUAACUUUAGUAGUUGUUUGUUUAAAUUAAGUGUCAUUGACUAGCCUAAGUCGGUACCCUAAGCCUUAGGCAAGCCUGUCUGAAGUGUCUGUCUCAAGUCAAUAAACCGCGACGUUAAAUCGUUAAUCAUUAGGCCAUUUAGGCUAAUCAUUAUGUAACACAACUUGUAUUUUUCCAGGGAAUUAGUUUGAAUUACUAACUUAAGACAAUGACAUUUUAGCCUGAAAUGAAACUGAAGUUUGUUACUGAGUAGGCCUAACAAUAUAAUUAUAAUAAUUUAUGCUAAUUAUUAGUAGGCUAAUUAUUACCAUUACAUUGCUAUAAUAGUUAAAGUAUUAUUAGUAUUCCAUGGCAUUAGGCCUAGUUAGUUUUAGAAUUAAUUAUUAUCUAUUAUCAGACAUUCACAUUCCAACACCAACUCUGAUGAAAAACUUUGGCAUUGAAAUUCUACAGGACCACCUUUAUUUAGAGCCAGUUUAAUAUUAUAAAAACAGAGGAUAAAAUGAUAAAACUUUAAAAAAAAGGCACACAGAAACUUUAAUUCUACUAAUGCCUACUAAUGGUCUAAUAUAAUAGUAAUUUAGUUUGCCAUAAUCGUAGUCAUAAGGGGGGCUGGUUUGGAAAUUGGGUUGGCCCACUGUUUUUUUGUCUAGUCUACUUUCAUCUACAGAUAAUGAGAUAUGGCUUGGCUACAUAUUUUUUUUAAUUUUAAAAUUUAAAUAGUUCAAUAAAAUUAAUAAAAAAUGUUUACUUUACAUUUUUUUUUCCAGACACAGGCAAGGAAAUCAAAGAUAUUGAUAACUUAUAAAACUUCUCUCUUGAAAACAAUUUUGAUAUAUUCAUGCUUAGAUAAUACUGAUCUGCCUAAUCGAAAUUGACUGGACUCAAAAAAAGGAAAGUUAGGCUCUAGUUAUUAUACGCUCCAAGACAAGUGCAAAAUGUCAGAGGAUAACUCCUUAUCCUGAUUAAUAAAUUUCUGAAAUUCAAAAACAUUUAUAGCAUAAUGUCAAUUUAAAUUAUUGCAUCACUUAGACUUAGUAAAUGGGACAAGAUGGAAUGGGUAGCAACUCACCCAGUUCAGAAAAUCAUGACAAAGAGGGUCAUCUCUUUAGAUCAGAAUCUCACUCCCAGACGGGCUGUCUCAUGGAAGAAAAAUCUGGCUCAAAUCUUGAGGAACAGUCUGUUUCAUCAUCUAGGGGCAACCUCGAAAAUAUUGAUGGUGGAUAUGCUUGGGUUGUGGUAUUUGCAAGUUUCUUCAAUGCUUUUAUCAUCGAUGGAAUCGGCAGCAGCUUUGGUCUCAUGUUUCAGAGCAUGACAGACAAGUUCAAUGCUUCAGAUUUUGUCAUGUCAUUCGCAGGUUCCCUGUUCAUGGCCUUUUUAAUUAUGGGUAAGUCAUCUGACAUUCAUCUACGAUAAUUAAAUACUGGUUGAUUAUUAAUUAUUGUGCAUCCUGUUGGGAUAAGGUGGGAAUCGGUACCGGAAGUUAUAAUAUGGGUAGCAGAGCCUGAACACAAUUUGAUAAUUGUGAGGGCAAGCAGAGAUGUACCUUGGGGAAAAUGGCUGCCAUGGCAAGUAUUGAAUCAGCAGCCCUGUUUGAACAUCAAAUGCUAGGGCUGUAGAGGGUGAAAUGAAGUCACUUCCUGUUCUUCUGACACAUUUCACGCCUUUUAAAUAGAAUGCUUUGUCUGACCUAUACUACAUUAACAUAUGAUUAUGGGUCUAAAAUCCUAUCUGCAUCAUAUGAUAUACUACUCAAAUAUUCAAACUUAAUUUAUUUUGAAAACACUACGGAAGGAGCUAAUCAGAACAACUAAAGUAAGACAUUAUUGAUGAUCCCAAUAAUGUCAUCUCUUCUCUUUUUUUGCCAUGUAAUUUCACCCAUGACAUAAUUAUUUUUGGCUGUGCGCCAGAGACUGUAUUACAAUAUACAUCUCGGCAGUUGGUAUAUUUCAGGAAGGCCUGGCUGACCAGGACAAGAUGAUGCAAGUACUCAUCUGACCACAAAGUGUGUCUGACUCAUUGUUUCAAUAUCUCCUAGAUGGGAGCACACAUUUGCUGUAUGGAUAGUUUGGUAAAUGUGGACCAACCCGGUGUAAUCAGUUGCUUGGCUUAACAUAGUCCUUCGUUAUCUCAUGAUUGCGUUUUUUAAAGUCAUGAGUCUUCUUUCAGGUUGAGUUAGCUGUAGUCUAAAGUUCAUUUUCAUUGGAGACAUUUAGAGUACAAGUGUGGGUGGAUUGUACGAUAUAAAAUAAGAUUCUUUGUUAAGCAUAUGUAUUUUUUCAUCACAUUGUCAAAACAUGGCAUGGUCUUAUUUGCAUGCAUACAUUUUUUUUUCUAAUGAUUAUUUUUAGAAUUUUUUAUUAAAGGAUUAUCCUAGUACUAAUUCUAAAGUACUUUCUUUCAUAAGACCCUUCAUGUUUUUGGAUGGGAAAAGCCCAUUAUGGUACAAAAGAAGAUGAGAUUUUAUGCUGGUGCUAAAAAUAACUGAAGAGUGAUUCAAUCUACUUUGGGUAUCUUGGUUUUAUGUUAUGCUGGAAACAAUGGCAGGAGUGAAUUAAAAAUCAAAAUAUGUAAAAACUUGACUUUAAAACUUCAUUUUAUUUUAAGUAGAAAAUAAAUCAAAUAAAUAAUUAAGAUAAGUGGUGAUAUUUAUUAAUCAUUAAACCUUCUAGUGAAGUAUUCGAAUCAUACAGAGUGAAUGGUGAACUAGGAACUCGAGGAUCUACAAUAACAAUGUCAUUAUUCAAUGUACUGAGAGAAAGUUAUAGAAAUCUCCUAUGACCCGCUCACAAGCCGACCACCCCAUUCAUUCCCCCAGAAUAUUUGUCUGCUUUAUAUAACGAGGAGCAUAUAUUAUAUAGUGUUGAGUUGAUGGCAUCUAAAGCAUUAACACUUAAGAUUAAAUGCAAGGUUUGGCUUCAAAAGGUUUUUGGGUUGUAAUUGUAAAAUAGCAAGAACUGCCAAUAAAGAAAACAAAAGUUGCAGUUAAUCUUCAUAUUUGAGAAUUUCAAUGAUCUGGAUAAGGGCAAUACUGGGAUUUGUUCAAUCAUUGUUUUAUAUUCAUUGCCAUGUCAUGACCAGGAACAGUGGAGACAAUAAUUUUGUUUAACUUAAAUUGUUCUGAUCUUUUAUGUAUUUUAUAGUCAUAUUUUUAAAGAGCAUGGUGAGACAAUGUUUUGUGCAGUAACUCCAUUCAUGUGUGAACUCUAAAGAUUUGGACUGUUGAACAAGCAACUGGUUUCCCUAGGUGCAUCCACCAAUCAUUUACUCACUCACUCCCUACUUUCACUAGAAAAAACUGUAGAUGACAUUGCAUUAUGAACUAAUUUUUUUCUCAUUACGGCCUGUUUCAGGUACAGUAUCUGACCAGCUGACCAAGAAAUUUGGCUUCAGAGCUGUGACGAUCGCAGGGGGUGUGCUCAGCUGUCUCUGUUUCAUAUGCAGUGCCUUUGUUCCUAAUGUGUAUGUCUUCAUUCUGUUCUAUGGUCUAUUGACAGGUAUGUACUGGUCUCAAAACAAUCGUCAGGUAUUUUAUCAUAAUGUUCAGAUUUGUUUAUUUAUUGCUGGUUAAGCAUUUAUGUUUCGUUGCAUGUUGUUCCUACUUUUUUGCUCUUAUGGAAGUUUUAACAAAAAAUCAGCACAUCUACUUGAUCCUGAUUUGUAUAAAAAUAGACCACUUAGAUAUAUGCAUGCUACUGACAUGCUGUUGACACAUGCUGCUGCUCCUGCAUCUGGUUAUUUAUAGAUUCUUGAUUAUAUCUUGAACAUACUUUAAGAUAGCCGGCUGGAUCUGGUUAUUUAUAGAUCCUUGAUUGAAUUUUAUAUUUUCAAGUUCUUUUGUUGUUUUUUUUAAAAAUUGUUUACAGACAUGUAUGAGCAGAUGUAAUAUAUUACGAUGCCAGUAUUUCUUGACAUGUAUGAGCAGAUGUAAUAUAUUACAAUGCCAGUAUUUCUUGACAUGUAUGAGCAGACGUAGUGUAUUACGAUGCCAGUAUUUGUUGACAUGUAUGAGCAGAUGUAAUAUAUUACGAUGCCAGUAUUUCUUGUAAAACUAGGUUUGGGCUGGUAUGGUAAAUGUAUUUUCAAUUGAUAAUUUCUCUUCCACCAGGUUGUUCCUGUGGUCUUGUCUUCUUGCCUUCCAUCAUCAUUGUCAAUGCUUACUUCCAACAGAAGCGAGGAAUCGCCAACGGCAUCAUCAGUGCGGGGUCUGGGGCCGGCCUCGUUGUACUUGGCCCACUUAUAUCUUACUUACUGGAAGGCUACUCACUUCAGGGCACCAUACUCAUCCUAUCUGCCAUACUGCUGCACAUGAGUGUGUUCUCCAGCCUAUACCGUCCACCUCCUGGGCCAGGCAAACACAUGCCCAACGGCGAUGAUGAUCAGCUGAUGCAGGAGUCCCAAUCCAGUUGUUUGUCUGACGACAGUGAGAAGGCUGAAGUAAAGCAGGCCAAUGUCGACCCACGCCAAGUUGACGCAGACUGUCGGCAAAUGAUUCGAUUGUUAGAAGUCCCGUCUGAAAAUUUUUCAAAUCAUUCUCCCGCCACUAAUGGUAGCGUGUUGGCUAAAAACCUGUUAAAAGACUACGUUCAGACUAGACUGAAACCAGAAGUGUCUGCACCUUCUAGAACAAAGUCUCGCCGUCGUGAUGAACCCCAGUCAAGCACUCUGUGGAAGAGUGAGUACCAGUUGCCAUCAGAAAAUCUAAAUAACACGUCAACAACAGGUGGGCACAGCAAGUCACUGCAUUCAUCCGCCUACUGCCUUCCCACCUGGUACAAUGUUUCAAACCCACCUCACCAGCACCAUAUAAAUCUGGAAAUGUUGAACAAGCCCAGCCCGGGUCCUCAUGAGCUGUUUGCAAAUAACGGCAGUCGGCUGUAUCUUGCUGGAAGCAUCCACACCUUGAGGUCUCUACAGAAACAACAUGAGCAUCAUUACCGCCAUCAAACUGACCGGUCCAAACCCAAUGAGAGUUUGUCCGAGAUUUGUGUGAGUUCCUCGCAAGACACCACAGGUCAAGGUGCAUCAGAACUUCUGUUGGCGGCUCACAGCAGUGGGCACUCUGUUCAUGAAUUUACCCUGGGAAGUUCAGAACAGAAGAGUCUGGUCCACGAAAACUUGGACAGCCGAGACAAGAGCCUAUCCCAGCCUGUCCCAUCUGGAUAUACAAUAGCCCAGCUCUUACGCAUGCCAUCAUUCCAUUUUUUUUAUUGCGGCGCCUCGCUCGUUCAGAUUGGUUAUCCCGUCGCUUCCACUUUCUUGGCAAAAUUUGCCAAUGAGCUCGGCCAUACAGACACCGCUCUGUUGAUGAGUCUUUUAGGUGAGUUAUGUCUCUUUGUCUGAUUGAAUGAUUUAAAGAUGUGCCGCUCAAAUGUAAGGAAAGAUGUAGCUUGGUGGUGUAUUAAUGUCAGUGUGCUAGUUUUUCAGAUGUCAGGAUUGCUAGGGGAGGUAUUAUUGCCAGUGUGUCACAUGUCAGGAUUGCGCUUGAUAAUUCUAAUCAAAAUAGUUUUCUGUACUUAGGCACUAAGUUAGGAAAUAUGUACAAGCCACUUUUUUUUCAUGUUAGUAACCAAAGGCUAAAAUGUAUAUAUUAUUAAAUGUCUGAAAGGGAAACCGUUGUACUUACAUGUGUCAUCUCUGAUUUUUUUUCUCCAUAGCCAUUUUGCUUUCUGUAUUUUAGUGGAUUUUUUGUGUUUCCAAACUGACAUAUAUUGGGCUGCUUUACAGUAGCAUUAAUAACUUUCCAUAAGACACGUAGGCUAGUUUUCUAUUUCUUGUGUGUGCAGCGUGUCUGAGUCACUUGCUUACACUAGUUUACUAUUUCUUGUGUGUGCAGCGUGUCUGAGUCACUUGCUUACACUAGUUUACUAUUUCUUGUGUGUGCAGCGUGUCUGAGUCACUUGCUUACACUAGUUUACUAUUCCUUGUGUACAGGAUGUCUGAACAUCUGUGGCAGGUUGCUGGGAGGGAUACUGGCAAGCUUGAAAUGGGAUCCCCUGCACCUGAACAACACAUCACUGCUGCUGGUCGGGGUCAGCUGUGUUUUGUGUCCUGUCUACAAGGAGUUUUGGUCACUCUGUCUCUAUGCUGCAUUGUAUGGCUUUUUCUUAGGUGAGUUGAACACAGGAAAAACUCCUUGUUGGAAUCUUGAAGGUGUCUUAUCAAUCAUUUAGUGUGAAGGUGUCUUAUUAAUCAUUUAGUGUGAAGUUGUCUUAUUAAUCAUUUAGUGUGAAGGUGUCUUAUUAAUCAUUUAGUGUGAAGGUGUCUUAUCAGAAUUCAAAUGACACUGGUGUUGCACUCAUGAUUAUUAACAUUUGAAGUGAUAACUUAUGGAAAAAUCAAAUUCAAUAAUAAAGACUUUAUGGAUAGAAAUUUGUUUGUUAAUUUAUCAAAACAUAGAUUAUUUUUAUUGUUUGCUUAAAUGACUUUAACAGGAGGUUGAGUUACUUUAUAAAAUAUAUAAAUUACCUGGUAGAAUACGAGCUAGGUAACAAGUUUGCAACCAUCUUGGAUUGUGGGGAAGGGGCCAGUAUAAAGACCUAGCCCCUGGUAGACAGCCAUGUGUUCACUAUGACUGUUUGACUCUUCCAUCCAUCCAAAAUGAUCAAUAAAUUGAUCGUGGGCCCUUAAGAUAUAGAAGAAAAUUGUAAGAAACAUUUAUUUUCACUAUAAAAAUUUUUAACAAAGAACAAGAAAAUUAAUUCAUUAAUAUACCUGUAUUGUUUUUAAAAAAAUAUUUAAAGAGAGUGGCUCGAGGCUAAUGAAUGGAUGGUAUUACAUUUCAGGAUUUUUCUCACCGCUCCAGCCUCUCAUUAUAGUGAAGCACUUUGGCCUGGGUUCUUUGUCGUCAGCUUUUGGUUUCCUGACCACCAUUAAAGGUGUGGCUUCCUUUUUUGGCUCACCCCUGGCGGGCUGGAUCUACGACGAGACCGGGUGGUACGCUCUGUCUUUUGUAUUUGGUGGCGUUGUGUUCAUCUUGUCUGCCCUGGUCCACUGGUUGAUGGUGUUUGAUGGGAGGCAUCUACGAUCUGCUUAAAUUAUAACUCUCACAUAAUGUGCAAUGCUGUUGGAACAAUGUCAGGAUGCUGUGUGUGUACGUCUGAAGGGGGACAACUUGUGGAUGAUCUGUUGGAGCAAUUUCAGGAUGUUGUGUGUGUACAUCUAUUUCCACUGGUUGAUGGUGUUUGAUGGGAGGCAUUUACCAUCUGCUUAAAUUAUAACUCUUACAUAAUGUGCAACGCUGUUGGAACAAUGUCAGGAUAUUGUGUGUGAACGUCUAUGUGACAACAACUUGUGGAUGAUCUGUUAAAACAAUGUCGGAUAUUGUGUGUGUACGUCUAUGUGACAACAACUUGUGGAUGAUCUGUUGAAACAAUGUCAGGAUGUUGUGUGUGUAUGUCUAUGUGACAACAACUUGUGGAUGAUCUAUUGAAACAAUGUCAGGAUAUUGUGUGUGUAUGUCUAUGUGACAACAACUUGUGGAUGAUCUAUUGAAACAAUGUCAGGAUAUUGUGUGUGUACGUCUAUGUGACAACUUAUAAAUGAUCUGGUUUAUUAAAAGAUAUUUUAUCGUCAUAUCUGUUAUGCUGUUUGUCUCGUUUCCUGAUGUAUGAUGAAAACUAAGUAGAAAAUAAUAAAGAGUUAUUUGAGGUCAAAGUUGAACAAGGUAUGUUGUAGAAGCUUGACAUGAAACGACAGGACAAUAAAAGGAGAAUGCAGUCCUUAUUUAUUAGCCUUAUAGGUUUUUUUAAACCUUCCACCUGGACUGCAAUAAAAAAAAAUAUGGCACAGCCUUAAGGUUCUAACACAGAAUCAUACAACUAUAACUGAGAAUAAGAGCCUCAGGGCCCCUUAGACCCUACAAGGCCCUCCACUGUGUGAUAGAUUUAUAUAGCCAAGGUUAAAAAAAGUUAAUGGACAUAAAAGGGGAGGCAAGUUGGGUGCAACCCUAUGUCUAUAACUAAGCCAAAUACUAGUUUCUCUAAGUGGGAUUUUGUCUGUGCAGACCUUCAUGUGUCUGUGCAGACCUUCAUGUGUCUGUGCAGACCUUCAUGUGUCUGUGCAGACCUUCAUGUGUCUGUGCAGACCUUCAUGUGUCUGUGGAGACCUUCAUGUGUCUGUGCAGACCUUCAUGUGUCUGUGCAGACCUUCAUGGCACCUAAGGUGAAAUCCCCCAAUUCUUCUUUUGGCCUUGCUAUGACUGAUCAUCCCAUGAGAUUUUUUAUUUUAUUCAGUUCAAAGAAAUAAUUUAUUAUGUUAUUACUUGUUACUGUUAUCUAUAACUUUGCUUGAAUCACUUCAGCAUUCUUUAUCUUAUGGUUACUUAUUACCCUUAGUAAAAACUGGAUGUGUGAAUGACAUUCAGUUUUUUAGUGGAUUACAGUCAAUAGAUUUUUUUUUUCCUUCUUUUAGUCUGGACUACUGAAUUCUGUUAAAGUGUUUGUCCAGACUUCAAUUUAAUGUGCCCAUAUCUGAAGUAAAUAAUCUUUGUUCCUCAUUUGUUUUUAAAAAAUGUAUGCAA